AUGCUGUCUUCCUCGAAGGCGUUGCUCCUGCUGAUAGUCCUUCAGCUGCUGUGCGGCCUGCCGCAGCGCGCUGCCGGUCAAAUUGACGUGCAUGUCGCCAACCUCACCGUUAUGGCUGUCGGCUGGCCGGAGACGCUCGAGGAGCUGCAGCCGUUCGCGGCGGCCGUCACGUCUGCCGUGUGCGGACCGCUGCAAGUCGUUGACACAUUGAGCCCGUGCGCCGGCUUCCUCGUACCCGCAGUGUCGGGAAGUUUGUCGCUGCAGGUGAUGGUGCAGGCGGCAUCGCUUGCGGCGUCUGCCCUCACGAGCGAUGCCUUUCUUAAUUGGGUGGAGGGCGACGCCUACGAGAUGCUCCGUGAUGUCACGUCCGCCGUUUCUGCAGCUGCAGGCAGGCCCCUCACGCCGCUGUCGAGGAUAGGGACCGGUUUCUACACGGCUCCGUGCCGCGGCGCGGGAAGCGGUAUGGUGNUGCCGUUCUGUUCGGUCACGCGCAACUGCCUGACGUCCAUUGUCGUCACCGAUAUGAGUGGGAGCGUCGCGGACUCGUUCUGCAAUUUAGUUCCUUCGCCUUGUGAACGCUACAUUGCGUCGGAGACGAUCUCGCAGCAGCAUACGAUGGUCAACAUAUCUGAUCUCAAAAGGACACUAGAAGUGGCCCUCGCGUUCACAGACAGAGUGCGUAGAGGCAUCACGCAGGCCAAACGAGUGCAACUCUAUUCGAAUGGCCGCAUGGCGCAGCUGUAUGCUGAGAAGGAAAACAUGAUGUACGACACGCCCAUCAAUAUGGUUCCACGUUGCGACAGUCUCACAGGGAUGUGGCUGCUCAGUCUGAUCGCAAUUUUUCCUAUUCUGCUCAUUCUCGCCCGCUACGUGUGGUACCAGGCUCGCCACCAAACUAGAAAAAUGGAGCGGCAGGCCAUCAUUGAGGACGAGCUGCGGUCGCAGCGCCUAGCGGCGUCGCAGCCUGGAGUAGAUGACCCAUAUGGCGGACAUUAUUAUGCAGGUAACGGAACCGAAUAUGCACAGGAUUACGCCACUGAGCAGCAGCAAUACGAAGGGUAUGACCAAGGAGAUGGUACGAAUGCCUAUGAAUACGAGCAGGAGUACCCUGCCGAAGAGGAGGCACAACAACAGCACCAAGCAUAUGAUGGGUACUAUCAGACAGUGUACGAUGAGGGAGAGAAUGCAACAGCUGCGGACGAGUACCUCGAGCCUGAAUUCACUGCUGGCGACAAUGGUGAAGAAGGGGCAUAUGCCGAGGAGAACGGAGAGGGGGUGGUACAGGCUACCGAUGACAAUCUUCGGGGUACCAAGGCUUCUUCAUCGUAG
Trypanosoma grayi is the source of this 1329-nucleotide messenger RNA. RefSeq lists its product as hypothetical. Bases 1 to 1329 code for a protein of 442 amino acids. The record is from RefSeq and is a predicted model, not a curated record. NCBI's taxonomy places the organism in Eukaryota, Euglenozoa, Kinetoplastea, Trypanosomatida, Trypanosomatidae. The transcript has a single exon.